This is a messenger RNA of Phoenix dactylifera (date palm), 4293 nucleotides long. The record is from RefSeq and is a predicted model, not a curated record. NCBI's taxonomy places the organism in Eukaryota, Viridiplantae, Streptophyta, Magnoliopsida, Arecales, Arecaceae.
CGAAAACCAGUCUCUCUGAAAUCCUCCAUCUUCGUCAUGAAGAGAGUCCAAAUCCAACCUUUUCUCCUCCCCCUCCUUUUGUUCUUCUCCCUCUCCUUUUUGGAGGCCGGAGCACAGAGCGAAGCACAAGCUCUCCUCAAAUGGAAGUCCAGCUUGUUUCAGGCAGAUGCUCUGAGCUCAUGGUCCCUUGCCAACUCUACCAGCCCAUGCAGAUGGUUUGGUGUCCGCUGCAACUCCGCAGGCAGCAUCGUGCAGCUGAGCUUACCCAAUGCCAACCUCAACGGCACCCUCGAUGAAUUCGACUUUGCUUCUCUGCCCAGCCUCACCAAGCUCGACCUCUAUACCAACCUCCUCAACGGCUCCAUUCCUUCAAACAUCUCUGCUCUCUCCAACCUCACCUCUUUAGACCUCACCAGCAACUAUCUCGCUGGGCCGAUCCCAUAUCAGCUCAGCAAUCUCCGAAAGGUGCGCCAUUUUAAUCUUGGAUUCAAUUCCUUGGAGAACCCAGACUACACCAAGUUCACCCCAUUGCCUUCGGUGACAAACUUAUCUCUAUACAACAACAGUCUGACAGGGAAAUUCCCACCAUUCGUACUCAACUGCACCAAUUUAACGUACCUUGACCUCUCAUAUAACAACCUGACGGGUAAAAUACCCGACUCACUCUCGACCAAUCUAGUUUACCUCGAGUCCCUCAAUCUUACCGAUAACUUCUUUGAAGGAGUCAUUCCCGUUUCCCUUGCAAAUUUGCCGAGGCUUCAAAACCUUCAUCUUGGAUUGAACAAUCUCACCGGAGGGAUCCCGCCUAUCCUCGGGUCCAUCUCUGGCCUUCGAAUACUCGAACUCUAUAACAAUUCACUUAGUGGACCGAUCCCUUCUUCUCUGGGACAGCUCCGGAUGCUUGAGCGCAUCGAUAUCAGUGCAGCAGCGUUGAACUCCACUAUUCCUCCGGAGCUCGGCCUGUGUACUAAUCUCACCUACCUUGAGCUGUCCCGCAAUCAACUCACAGGUGGCCUGCCACAAUCCUUCUCGGAGCUAACCAAAAUGAGCGAGUUCUGGAUCUGGAGCAAUUCGCUCUCUGGUGAGAUCUUGCCGGACUUCUUCACAAAUUGGACGGAGCUUAUUGCCUUUGAUAUACGGAGCAACAAGUUCGUUGGGCGAAUCCCACCGGAGAUUGGAUGGGCCACAAAGCUGCAAAUCCUACUCCUCUGGAGCAACAACCUAUCAGGUCCAAUCCCUCUAGAGAUUGGGAGGUUGGCCGACUUGCAGAAAUUGUCUCUCUCGGAAAAUAUUCUUAGCGGUCCAAUCCCCAGAACAAUAGGAAACCUCACAAAGCUGCAAAUCCUAUUCCUCUGGAGCAACAACCUAUCAGGCCCAAUCCCUCCAGAGAUUGGGAGGUUGGCCGACUUGCAGAAAUUGUCUCUCUCGGAAAAUAUUCUUAGCGGUCCAAUCCCCAGAACAAUAGGAAACCUCACAAAGCUGCAAAUCCUAUUCCUCUGGAGCAACAACCUAUCAGGCCCAAUCCCUCCAGAGAUUGGGAGGUUGGCCGACUUGCAGAAAUUGUCUCUCUCGGCAAAUAUUCUUAGCGGUCCAAUCCCCAAAACAAUAGGAAACCUCACACAGCUCACUUCCCUGGCCCUCUUCUACAACAGCCUGAACGGCGCAAUCCCAGCAGAGAUCGGAAACAUGACGGCACUGGCUAAUCUAGACUUCAACACCAACCAAUUGGAGGGGGAGCUGCCGGCCACCAUUGCUCAGCUUCCAAAUCUUGAGAUCAUAUCAGUCUUCGACAACAACCUCAGCGGUGGCAUCCCUCGAGACCUCGGCCAGAAUGGGCGUUUAAUCAGAGUCAGCUUUUCGAACAAUAGCUUCUCAGGGGAAUUGCCUCCAGAUUUAUGCAAGGGCUUCGCUCUUCAAAACUUCACAGCGCAUCACAACAACAUCACAGGCUCGCUGCCGGCGUGCUUGCGCAACUGCUCGGGACUUUUCCGAGUCCGGUUGGAGUCGAACCACUUCACUGGAGACAUAUCAGAAGCUUUCAGCGUCCAUCCUGCACUAAACUACUUGGAUCUCAGCGGCAAUCAGUUGAUGGGCACGCUCUCUCCAGACUGGGGUGAAUGCAAGAAUCUCGCGUUCUUGCACAUGGAUGGUAACAGCAUCUCUGGCGACAUUCCUGUGGCAUUCGGGAACACGACCAAAUUACAAGACCUGAGCUUAGCUUCCAACUUAUUGUCCGGAGCAAUCCCACCUCAACUGGGGAACUUGAGUCUCUUGUACAAGCUCAAUUUGAGCAGUAAUCAGUUAUCAACCUCCAUUCCUUCAGAGUUAGGUGAUCUUGCCCAGCUCGCUUCUCUUGAUCUUUCAGAAAACAAGCUCACCGGUCCGAUACCAACCGAGCUUGGGAAUCUGAGGCGUCUUAUAUUGUUGGAUUUAAGCAGGAAUAACCUAUCUGGAGAGAUACCAUAUCAGCUUGGCAAUUUGGCGGCUUUUCAAAUCCUGUUAGAUUUGAGUGGCAAUUCCCUCUCUGGACAGAUUCCUUCUAAUCUAGAUAAGCUCGCAUAUCUGCAGGCGCUCAAUCUGUCCCACAAUGAUCUCUCCGGUCAAAUUCCACCAGCUUUGGCCGGUAUGUCCAGCUUAGAGUCUGUGGACUUCUCUUACAACAAUCUAACAGGAGCCAUUCCGGGGGGAAAGGCCUUCAAGAAUGCCUCUUCCUUUGCUGGAAACAUAGGGCUAUGUGGAAAUGUGAGAGGACUGCGUUCCUGCGAGUCUAGUUCCUCUGGUGGUGGUUCUCACAAGGAUCAUAAGAAACUCAUCAUUGCUAUUGUUGUUCCAGUUGUGGGAGUUCUGGUACUGGCAAUUGAAGUUACAACUAUUCUUCUAGCUUGCAGGAAGAGACGGCGUGGAAAGUUGGAGAUGGAGAGCGCCGCCAGGGAGACAUCCCAGUCAUUGAUAUGGGAAAGAGAAGGAAAGUUCGCAUUUUCAGAUAUCAUGAAUGCCACAGAUGACUUCAGCGAAGUCUUCUGCAUUGGAAAGGGAAGCUUCGGGAUCGUUUACAAAGCUGAGCUAUCGUCGGGUUAUGUAGUCGCUGUGAAACGCAUCCAAAUAUCGGACCCUGAUGAGGUUCCAGAGGCAAACAUAAAGAGCUUCGAAAACGAGAUCCGAGCUCUUACAGAGGUGAGGCACCGAAACAUAGUGAAGUUGCAUGGGUUUUGUUUGAAGGGAGGGAACAUGUACCUGGUGUACGAGUACUUGGAGAGGGGAAGCUUGGGGAAGGUGUUGUAUGGGCAAGAAGAGGGGAAGAAGUUUGAUUGGGCUAUGAGGGUGAAGGUUCUUCAGGGUGUGGCUCAUGCCUUGGCCUAUUUGCACGAUGACUGCAACCCACCUAUUGUGCACCGGGAUAUAACGGUGAACAAUAUCUUGUUGGAGUCAGAGUUUGAGCCUCGUGUCUCUGAUUUUGGGACUGCGAAGUUGCUGAAUCCAAAUUCUUCCAAUUGGACCUCGGUAGCAGGAUCUUAUGGCUACAUGGCACCGGAGCUAGCUUACACGAUGAAGGUGACGGAUAAAUGUGACGUAUAUAGCUUCGGAGUGGUGGCGCUCGAAGUCAUGAUGGGGAAGCACCCAGGAGAACUUAUUUCCUCUUUGCCAUCUUUGGCUUCAUCAGAGGGAAAGGACGUGCUGCUGAUGGAUGUUUUGGACCAAAGGUUAGUGCCUCCAACAGGCCAAUUAGCAGAGGAGGUGGUCUUCAUCAUAAAGGUAGCCCUAGCAUGCACUCGGACCGAUCCAGAAUCUCGACCUUCAAUGCGUUUUGUAGCGCAGGAGUUAUCUGCUCGCACACAAGCCUAUCUCCCUGAACCAUUGCGAAUGAUCACAAUCAGCGAGCUGACUUCCUUCCAGAAAUGAUCAGUCUUCUGAGACAGUGAAGGCUCUGAUUGCCUGUGGAAUCACAAGGAAGAGGAAUUUGUGCAUAAUAGUCCUUGGAAAUCUUGAAGAGUAAAAGAGGGCUCAGACUGCUUCUUAUGAAAUGAUUCAUGAAUAUGUCUCAGCAUCACAUGAUGGGGACGGAAGAUAGGCAUUUGCCUGUAGUUAGUGGGAAAUGGUUGUAGAAAAUGGCUCACCAACUGUGUCACUACGUAAAAAUAGUUGAACUUAUUAUAGCUCAGAAUCAGGCACAAUCUCUCCUAUUAUAUUAUAUACGAUAUUAGAUAUUACAACUGGCAUUUAUUGCAUGCACAAUCUUGGUAUAUCAGCUCAGUUCAAUUUUCAGAAAUUAUGGGAUCUGAUUGUCAUAUUCGA